This is a messenger RNA of Eremomyces bilateralis CBS 781.70, 1789 nucleotides long. RefSeq names its product protein pbn1. NCBI's taxonomy places the organism in Eukaryota, Fungi, Ascomycota, Dothideomycetes, Eremomycetales, Eremomycetaceae. The transcript has 5 exons. Gene Ontology annotation, cellular component: endoplasmic reticulum membrane; glycosylphosphatidylinositol-mannosyltransferase I complex. The coding region runs from base 114 to 1751 and encodes 545 amino acids. Gene Ontology annotation, biological process: GPI anchor biosynthetic process; protein processing. Gene Ontology annotation, molecular function: mannosyltransferase activity. The record is from RefSeq and is a predicted model, not a curated record.
CUCUCCAUCUACCAACCUAAAUUAAAAUAAGAAUAUCUUUUCCGUCUCUGAAUUUCUAGUCAGGGUGACCGUUGUAAGGCCGAACUGGACCUGGUGCAGAAAGAGCUAGGAAGAUGCGGUCCCGGAUCACAUAUCUCCAACAUGAUGUCUCGCAGUUCAAUCCCUCCCAGAUCCGCGUCCGGAAAGAUUCCAUAGAAUUGAGCAAGUUGGAUGCGGCAAAGGAGCAUCGCAUGACAUUUGCAUUCUCGGAGCUACCACGGGAGUUAUGGCUGGCGCUGAAGCAAUGCCACGAACUUCACGUCCGCUGGGUAUCCAUGACCCCGGUGCAAGGGGUGGGCCCAUACGUUUCACGGAUGUCGCCUGGGCUCCAUGUCUUCUUCAGUCCCUUAAGCGAGGGUACCGCGGACCGCCUUUGCCCCCUGAUCAAGAAGGUGUUUGGAGAUGGCAUGGAUUGUGUCUCUCCACAGGAAUCGUUCAUAAGUCCUCCUAUACUCUCGGAGAGAUUCUCAGCUUCCUCAUCCCUUCAAUAUUACCAUGUGACUCCUUCCCUCAAAGAUCUCGUUGCCUAUCUGAAAGAAAAAAUAUGUCCGAGGUCAGAUGAGAAAUGCAUCCGCGACGCAGCGUCACUUCUCGAUGCAAAAUACCUUGAUAUGGACUAUGAUGCCAUAUCUCACUCGCUGACCGUCACCGCCUUCUGGGAUCGUGCUUGUCCUAAUUCACCAUGGACGGAGACGCACCUGAGGAGAGAGAGCUCGGAAACAAUCGAGAUCGGGGUUCUUAAUGCCGAGAAGGCUUCGGAACCGGAAGAGCAGUCUUUAGGAGGCUUCCUGGCCGUCCUUGGGCAGGACGACGAACCCAAGCCAACAUUGUUCUCCUUCCCCUCCCGCCAUCACGCCCUCCCGUCGUCUCCAAUCAAGUAUCGUGCUCACUUCUCCCAACCAACUGGCCUCCAUCCGACUCUCCACCUCACGUUCUCCUCCCCGCCGGUUCCUCCAAGUCCAAUUACUUCCCCCGACGCCGAACCCAUGUCCCACUCCUGCGCCCUCCACGCCUAUCUUACUCUCCCUUCCCAAAUUUUCCUCGACCGCUACCAGCUAUCCGACCCGCUCUUCCUAUCGUCCCGGAAUUUGCGCUCCUUGAGGAGCCUUUCCGGCGAAACCGACCUCGAGGCGCCGGACUGGGUCGUCUCACGAUGGGGAUCGGCGGCUUUGAUUGAGCUAGCAUCUCCCGCUGACUCUAGGUUGGAUCACGGGGAGAAUAAGCAUCGUCAGAACGAGUGGACGGCAUCGAUUCCUCUUCAUCUGCGGUACCUGUCUCCUCGAAACGUCUCUGCAGCAUCAAAUGGCGGGCGCGGGUCGGUAGGAGAAUGGUUGGCUGGGUGGAAAAAUGGUGCGAACGCGAAUAAUACGGUCACUACCCCUUUCCCUUGGCCUCCCGUCUUUUGGGCAUGCGCCGCAGAUUCGGGGGACAAGUUUGCAGUCAACCCGUUUGACCGCACAAAUCUGGGAUACGACGGGCUCUUCGGUAGACAAACGGUCUUCUAUCAUAUAGAGCCGGAGGCACUGGAUGGCGGAAGUUUCAUGGGCUUGGUGAAUAUACCGGUAAUGGAUACGGAAUGGGCGAGGUGGGUAGAAUUGGGGACGGUUUGGGCCAUAGCACUGGGAACGGUGUGGGUUUGCUGGGUGAUUGGGAAGGUGGUUUUCCAGAACCGGAACCGAAAGCAAAUGAAGGGCGAUAAGAAACAUAGGUAGAGGUGGGAUUUUUAAGGAUACCUUUCAAAUUUUGAUAU